This is a messenger RNA of Spirodela intermedia, 1308 nucleotides long. The record is from the annotation of a GenBank genome assembly. NCBI's taxonomy places the organism in Eukaryota, Viridiplantae, Streptophyta, Magnoliopsida, Alismatales, Araceae.
AUGAGGAACCGUUCUACUUCUAGCAAAGGCAAAAGAGGCAAGGAAGCCGGAAUUACAGAGCUAAAGGAAGAUCCUCAUCUCUCCGGUGCGUACCUCCGGAGACUCGUGAAGCAACUCGGGUCUUCCCUGCCCAGAGCAACGACGGAUCCGAAGGCUAGCCAAGGUUUCGGCGAAACCCACCCGCAGGGAGCUGCAACUCAACAUAGGAAGCAAGCAAGGAGAAGAGUCCACACCAGCAAACCUUACCAGGAAAGGGUAAUAAACAUGGCGGAGGCUAGGAGAGAGAUUGUCACGGCUCUCAGGGUCCACAGAGCCGCUAUGAAACGGGCAAGCGAACAACAGCAGCUACAUCAAGGCAAACCAGCACCUCCCCAUCCACCACCACCAUCUUCAUUUGAAGACCUUCGGGAGAAAACCAUAACCGUGGAGAACCCCUUGAACUUUAAUAGCCCUAUCCUCCCAUCAACCCUUUGCCCUCCAUUUUCUUGGCCUUACAGCAACGUUGCACCAAUUAUCCCAUGUCGACCCCUGGGCCUUAACCUAAAUUUAGAGGGAUUUGCCGACCGAGGCACAAGUAUCUCCGGGAUCAGAACUAGCCUCAGCGACUACUCAUCCUCAUCAUCCUCUACAGCUUUUCGCUGCCCUAGCGCCUCCCCUGAGACUAAGUCGGCAUCGGAGGCGAUAGCGAAGUCCGCCGCCACCAGGGAGCUGCACCUAUCGGUGGACGAGGAAGAGAUGGCCAGGAUAAUAUCCAUCGGGGAGCAGCACGACUUGGAGUGGAACGACAAGCUAAACUCCGUCACGUCGGCGUGGUGGUCCGAGCUUCUCCAGGCGGCGGAGGCGAGUGCCGGUGGCGAAGGCAAAGCGGCGAGUUCCCUAGCCGUCCCUGCACUGCUGAGUGAUCGCCAGGAACACAUGGAUGACCGCUGCUGCUUAUCGAAGGAGCAUAUGCAAGAUAAUCUGUUAUCGCGGUAAGCGAGAACAUGAGCGAUCCUCGCGAGAAAUUGUCGAGGGAAUUACUUGUUCCUAAAAUGGAUAAGAUAAGAAAAGGGCCGUCUAAUUCUAGUUAAUUGGUAAUGAACGAGGGUUUAACUUCUCUCAACCCUUGUGCAAUUACUUCGAGAGUUGCGAUAUCAUUUUUACCUGUCUGUAGUUGGUUUUUACGUGUUUGCCUCUAUAAGAAUCCUCCGGAAACUUGACUAUUGUUUGUUUUUGCUUCCUUUUUCUGGCUUAUUUCUUCUUUCUGUCUACUCUUGCAGGUUGGAAAAUGGGGAAUUCGCGGGCGUUGAUUCUGAAUGGCUAACUUGA